Messenger RNA from Ruditapes philippinarum (Manila clam), 2724 nucleotides. Its product is annotated as WD repeat-containing protein 91-like. The transcript is spliced from 14 exons. NCBI's taxonomy places the organism in Eukaryota, Metazoa, Mollusca, Bivalvia, Venerida, Veneridae. Gene Ontology annotation, molecular function: phosphatidylinositol 3-kinase regulator activity; protein binding. The record is from RefSeq and is a predicted model, not a curated record. Gene Ontology annotation, cellular component: early endosome membrane; late endosome membrane; extrinsic component of endosome membrane. Bases 18 to 2120 code for a protein of 700 amino acids. Gene Ontology annotation, biological process: early endosome to late endosome transport.
UUGAAUUCCUGUUCAAAAUGGCGACUGCUGUUGGGAGGGUAGACGAAUUUGUUAAAGAUUAUUUAAUAUAUAGAGGCUUGUCGACUACUCUUAAAACACUUGAAAUUGAAUUGAGAAAUGAAAAGGAAAAAGGAUUCAGGGUAGAUAAGAUAGUGGAGCAGCUACAGAAUUAUGUCUCAAGUUAUGACUUGCCAAACCUGAGGGAUUAUUGGAACUUCCUAAACAGCCGAUUAUUUGCUCGCCUAGAGCAGAGGUAUAUGAGCAGUGUACGGAAGUUGGAGGUGGGAUUACUUAAAUACUACCUUGUAAAUGCGUCGCAAAACAACAAACAGGAUAAAAUACUAGAGUUCUUCGAUAGGAUGACAGAAAUUUUACAAUCACAGGUGGAAUUUAAGGAAUGGUUUGCUUUUCCAUUUGUAAGGAACCCACGGGAGAACAGUCAUUUUACAAUGUAUUUUACUGUGCAGUGGCAGGAGACAUUCUUCCUUUCACUUCACAACUUUCUAAGUGUGAUUCUGCAAGCUAUGCCAGGUCCAGUAUUGCUUAGUUUUGAAGCUGAAUAUAGACAGAUUAGAGACCUGCAGGAUGAAAAUGACAAACUGAAAGUACAGAUAAAGUCAUUAGGGGAGAAACCAGACCUGACAUCAAAGAUGACAAAUCGAGAAAGUUAUUUGAGUGACCGCAGUCACAUGGAUCUUGUAUAUGACUUCUCAUCUCUCGGAGAGAAACCACCAGUGAAAGGAAAUAAGGUACAGAGCCUGGAACCAGCAGCAGUUGGUCAUGUGACAGAUACUUCAACCAAUCACAAUACAGUAGAAAUGUCACCAGCCAAUCAGAAGAUGAAGAAGAUUGAAGAUGCAAAACAGAAGAGGAAGGAACUGUUUGAAGCGAGCACAAAGGUGAAAGAAGAAAAGGUACAGAAGCCACCAGAAGUAAAACAAGACGUCAGUACCGGUUAUAACCGGUCAUUAUCUGAAUCCGGUGUGGAUACGUUGACACCGAAAUAUUCACCGAGGGGGACUAGAAGAACUGUAAGCAAGAGUGUUCUAGAAACAAAGUCCAGUAUGUAUUCUGGCACAUCUGGAACAAGUGAUUCCAUGGAGACUGUAUCUCCCUUAGCAACAGCUACCUUAGCAACAAUGUUGGGAACUGGUGGGCCCAGCAAGGCAGAGGAGAUGCAAACAUUUCCACUCACAUCCUCUGUUACUGAGCCGGAACAACCUGCCACAUCCAGCACAGAGACAAAAACAUUAGAAACAAGAUUAAUAUGGUUUGUUUUAUUUUACAAGUUAUUGCUGGGCAACAGAUCUGGGAACAUACGCUUGUUUGAUGUGAAGGAAAUGAAAUCAUUUUAUGAAGCAACGGCUGAUGCUAGCUAUCCAAGAAUAGUGACAUUGUGUUCUAACCCAGCAUCUCCGAUGUUUGUAUGUUCAGCAACUUCUGGACAUCCGAGAUCGUCCUCUUUCAGCUCUGAUAUAGGGCCAAGUCAUGAUUCCAGGGCUGGUAAACUUACUGUAUGGGAUCUUAAAACAAUGAAAACUGAUAAAACACUUCCUCUUGAACCGGGUUCAGCAUGUAUAAACAGUUGUUCGUUCAACCAUAAUGGUCAGUUACUUAUAACAGGAGGAGCCGACGGGAUGAUCAGACUUUUUGAUGUAAGCCAGGAGAAAUGUAUAUCACAGUGGCAGGCACACCACAGUGACAUUAGAAACAUCCAGUACUCGGCCGACUAUAAUUCCUGUUACAGUCUUGGUAAUGACGGAAAGAUGAGUGAAUGGAGUAUGCACAAGACUGGUUUAAAACUGCGGGAUUUACCACUCCACCAGGGGGCAGUACCAAACUUCUCCCAGCUUGAGUCUGGUAACACAAAGGAAGUCCCUGUUGGUAAACUGUUGGCCUUGGAUUCUGAUGGACAUUAUUUAAUGAGCUGCAACGAUACAAGUGCUGAAAUAUACAGGCUAAUCAAGGAGGAUCCAGGACUAUUGUACAUGAUGGAUUUGAGAGGUCAUAGGUCAUCCUUGAUAACAACGGUAGACUGGUCACCUAAUAUUGACACAAAAAUUUGUUUGACUGGUUACCUAGAUGGAAAAAUUAUAGUUUCAACACUGUUGUCACAGUGACAUGUUAAAUAAAAGACAAGGAUGAAAAUGCCAAUCUUUGUAUAGACAUAUUUUGAACUAAGUUAAUUGGAGACGAUUUACUUAUUCAGCAGUUGCCCAAAAUAUAUACACAUAUACAUCAGAUAUAUUUAUUACUUAAAGAUCAUUUGUGUCAAGUGUUAUAGUUACAUUGUAAAAUGAAUGUAAAUAUUCUCUUUCAAUUGUUUGUUUUUCAUUUCUACAAGAUUACAUUUAUUUACUUAAAUCUAAUGUAAGUUGAUGCAAAGAAAUGUAGUUUGCAAAAAGAUAACUUUUCUUAAUACACCUACAUGUACAUCAGUUUUCAAGAAUAAAAAAUUUAUUUUGCGUUUUAUAUCAUUCUUUGACAAACUAUAAAGAUAGUUUUUGUUAAAGUAUAAUUAUUAUGAUAUCUACCAUUUAUUGAAGGAAAUUUUACUUGUAGAUUCAAUUGAUGAAUAUAAUACAUUAUUGUAUAGUUAAAAACUAUUAAAUUGUAUAUCUCUACCUAGACAGUUAAAGGGAUGUGUGCAAUAAAUGUAUGUUGUUAUGUUAUUUGAUUUUGUGAUUUACUUUAAUAAAAUGCAUAAAUACUAUAGAAGAACGU